GGACCUUCAAGAUCGUGAGCGGACGCGGCCGCAUAGAAAAGUCGACAGAGGCGCACGGGGGAGCCGUCACGUCUGUGCGGUGGAAUUAUGAAGGAUCGGCGCUGGCCACCGCCGGCGAGGACGGCUCCGUGAAGACUUGGUCGAGAAAUGGCAUGCUGAGAUCGACGCUGGUCAACGCCGGCGGGCCCGUCUACUCAGUGGCUUGGGGCCCGGAUUCCGACGUGCUGCUGUUCGCGUGCGGGUACGACCUCACUACCAAGAGCCUGCACUCGAGCACGCAGCAGUUGCAAUGGCGGGCGCACAAGGGGGUGGUGCUGCAG
Ostreobium quekettii is the source of this 320-nucleotide messenger RNA. The record is from the annotation of a GenBank genome assembly. Lineage: Eukaryota; Viridiplantae; Chlorophyta; Ulvophyceae; Bryopsidales; Ostreobiaceae.